Messenger RNA from Benincasa hispida (wax gourd), 1317 nucleotides. Its product is annotated as GEM-like protein 4. The record is from RefSeq and is a predicted model, not a curated record. NCBI's taxonomy places the organism in Eukaryota, Viridiplantae, Streptophyta, Magnoliopsida, Cucurbitales, Cucurbitaceae.
UUUUCCUACGAAUACAAAUUUGGAUCCAUCAACCUCAAGAUGAAUUUUCUUUUAUCACAAAACAACAGAAAAUGCUGUUCAAAGCUGAUGAAAUUGCUUGGAAACUUGCUGCUACCGCGUUAUUCUAAUUCCACUUGUUCGAUGACCUUGUUCCAAUUUUCUCCUUCCAGAAAAUAGAAUUUCGGACGCACAAAUUCUCCCGUUUAUUUCGAUGGAAGUUACAAUUCCAAGGUAGAGUUGAUUUCGUAAAUUACUGAUUGAUUUUGAAUCUCUUUGUCCAGUUGAUCGUUCUUCCCGUCGGAAGGCGAUUCCGGCCGCUGGCCACAAUUUCGAACCUCUCGUUGUUCGAAGCCCUACAAUGAAAUCUUUCGACAAAACGCCGGAUAGGAAUUCGUCUUUUUCUGAACCUGUCAGCUCAAUCCAAAGUCCUCUUUAUUCCGAUGGCUCUCCUUCUUCUUCCGGUAACGAUCAUCCAAAAUUGGGGCAUAAGAAACAAUUCAUCAGGAAACGAGGCGGAUUUGUAUUUCGGGUACUCGACCAUGUUAAGUUGGGGCCUAAAUUCUUGGUAACUGCCAAAGGUAAGUUGAGAUUAGGUGCGAAAAUUAUACAACAAGGUGGCAGAAAGAACAUAUUCAAACAGGUUUUUGGAAUUGUAGAAGGAGAGCAGCUUUUGAAGGCCUCUCAAUGCUACUUAUCAACAAGUGCAGGGCCCAUUGCUGGGCUUCUUUUCGUAUCUACAGAGAAGGUUGCUUUCUGCAGUGAGCAAAGUAUCACUCUCUCUUCACCGACUGGAGAAUUGCUCAAGACACAUUAUAAGGUUUCGAUACCAUUAAAGAAGAUCAGAAAAGCCAAUCAAAGUGAGAAUGUCAAUGAGCCAGCGAAGAAGUACAUAGAAGUGGUGACGGAUGACAACUUUGAUUUCUGGUUUAUGGGAUUCUUGAGAUAUGAAAAGGCAUUUACAAAUCUUCAAAAGGCCAUAUCCAUGGCUAACAGAAUGCAAUAGUCUACAGAUAUAUCAUGAAACCAACCAAUUCUGGCUGAAGAAGGAGAUAUGUUGCUUUUGCUCCUCAUUCAUAGGAGUGCUUUUUGAAGUUAAAAAUUUGAUAGGAAUUUCACAUACUUAGAUCUUGGAGUGUUUCUAAUGGAUGGAUUGUUCUGUAUUUUGUAUGUAUCUGAUUAGUGUUGUUUAAGUUUAGCUUUCCCACAUCCUCGUGUAUCUAAGUGGGGUCGAUUGAAACAUGUGAAAUAUUUUAUUUCCCCUCGAACUGUAUUUUACUAGACUUUAUUUCAUAAUUUAGUUAUUUUCUUCUGAUUUUA